AUGUAUAUCUUUAUACGUAUUUUUUUGUUGUUUUUUUUGAAAUUUAGAUGCACCCACAUCGAAUAUAUACCCAUUGUCAUGCCUACUAUCAAUGAAACCAUUCCCUUGGCUCUAUCUUCUUCCCUAUUGGGUUCAGGAAUAUUCGAUUCUGGUUCCAAACUUCUAGAUGAGGCAUUGAGUUUAAAUUUCAGAGUUAAUUAUCAUUUGUUUGAUUCUAAUAAGUCUUCAUUAAACAAUUCUUCGAAUGACUCGCCAGACACCAAUUCUACAAUAGGCAAAGUGUUAUAUCAAGAUGUGGUGACUGCGCUGGGGAAAUCGAAUAAUAAAUCCGAUGCGUUACAUUUAUUGAUUCAAAAAUUAUUAUUUAACCUAAAGGCAAUACUAUCCUUCCAUAAUGAUUCUUCAUCAAAUAUUAAACCUAUUCUACAACAAUCUUUUGAUAUUCAAAUUAAACACUCUACGAAAUUCUUUAAAGAAUUUACUCAAUUCUUAAACUUACAAAACUUGUACUAUCAAUCCUCUCAUGAUCCCAUACUCAACCAAAUAUUCACCAUUCUUAAUAAUGAAAUACCUUUACAAUCCAAUGGGUUAACUUUCCACUAUUUAAAUUUGAUUCUGAAAAAAAAAUUACCUUCCAAUUUACAUAAUUGGAAAAAUUUAGUUGCAGUCAUCGAUAAGAAAUAUCAUUCUUCUCCCUUGCUUUGCUUUAUAGCAUUACAAUUGGAACCCAAGAGACACGCAAACGAUUCUUAUUAUAUAGAAAUAUCAAACACAAUCAUUUCAAAUUCUAAAUUUCCCAAGGCAAAUGAUACAAAUAAUAAACAUUUACAACAAUUCCAUAUUUUCUUAUCCCAUUAUUUCAUUAAAUAUAACACUUUCGAGUUUUCUCAUUGGAAGAAAUUCAUUAUUGAAUCCAUGACAAAGACCUUCCAAAGUUUAUUAAUUGCCAAGACUGGGAUGAUAUUUUUCGCAAAAUUAAAUUAUGAUGAUAAUAAAGAUGCUUCAUUUACAGAAUCAUUGGCCAAUUAUAAUAAUUUUAAAAGAUUGAAUAUUAAAAAUUAUGAAUUGAAUGGAGAAAUUUAUUCGGAUAUAAUCUCAAUCAUACAAUCAGUAACAUUUAUAUUACAAUUCGCAAUUUCCAAAGAUUCGAACUUUAAUAAUAAAAUCCCAAUCAAUUCCAAAAAUUUCUCCAAUAAUCAAGCAUUAGAUUUAAAGGAAACUUCUGCAUCAUUAUUGAAAUUAUUAUCUCAUUUCUAUAAGAUUAAUAAUUUGAAAUUAAUUACAAAUUUAGAAACUGAUAAAGAUUUAAAUGAAAAUUGGUUAUCUAAUUCAUUUAAAUUAUCCUCCAUUCCUAAUCAUAUUAAAUCGAUCUUAAUUGAUUCGUGGAUGAUCUUAUUCAAAUUGAAUUCUAAUGAUUUGGAUUCUUUAUUACAAAAUAAUUUAAAUUCAUAUCUUUGUAAUUCCAUGGCUCUUUUCAAUUCAACUCAAUCAACAACAAUAAUACAAAAGCCUUUACAAGAUAUUCAAUUCGAUUAUUGUUUAACAUUGGCAAAACAAAGAAAUAUAACUAAGUCAAUAUCAUUUUUGAAAAAAAAUAUUUUAUUGAAAAAUCCAAAUUUUUUCAAAGGUUGGCAUUUAUUAGCUCUUUUAGAAUCUUCUGUUAAUGAAGAUUUAAACGUUUCUUUAAAGAUCAUUUCAUCUGUUAUAGAAACAAUGACAAAUAUGUUUUUGAUUGAAAAAACUUCAGUUUUCAAAAUUACUGAUAGAUGGCAAUUGAUUCAAUUGAAAUUAACUCAAAUCCUGUUAAUUGAAGAUUUAUUCGGUUUAUCAGAUUCUUUAGAAAUGUUAACUGAAUUAUUCGAAUUGUUUUCUGUGGUAUUCCCCAAAUCAAAAUCGAAAUCAAAUUAUAAUUUGGGUAAAGCUCAUUCUCAAUCCAUCGAAUUCUUAACUCAAUAUAUUUGGGUCUUUGCAGCAAAUAUGUACAUGAGAAAUAUCAAUUCAAAAGAUACUGAUAACAAGUCCAUUAUUAAAAAUAUUAAUGAUUCAAUAGCUGAAGCAGAAAAAGUUAAAUCAAGUUUUAAAAAUUUGAAUAUUGAUUUAACAAAUUCAUAUUAUUUAAUAUUAGAUGAUAAUACAAAGACAAUCUCAACUUCUCAAUGGAAAAAGGCAAUAAAUGCCUUUGAAGAUAUCUUAUAUUAUGAUAAUCUUAAUAUAGAUGCAAUUAUUGGCUUAUCAGAAAUUAUUUUACCAAAUGAUGAAGAUAACGAUCAAAUUCAAUACCAACUACAAAAUAAUUAUUUUAAUUUAUCAUCUAAAACAGAAAAACCAAAUAAGUUGAAAAAUAGAAAUAUUUUCUCAGAUGAAAAGGAUAAAAGUGCCUUCAUUGCACGUGUGAAGUUCUUAUUAGAAUACGCAAUAAAAAAUUCUCAAGAAGCUUAUUAUUCACCAGAAAUAUGGUGGUAUAUUUCCAAGAUUUAUGAGAAAUAUCAAGACUAUCGUUUCAAAGAUUCGUUAUUGAAUUGUAUAAAAUUCAAAGAAUCAGAACCAAUACGUGAUUUUAAAUAUUGUGAUUUUUAA
Messenger RNA from Henningerozyma blattae CBS 6284, 2577 nucleotides. It is a transcript of the gene YPP1, whose product is annotated as Ypp1p. Lineage: Eukaryota; Fungi; Ascomycota; Saccharomycetes; Saccharomycetales; Saccharomycetaceae. The record is from RefSeq and is a predicted model, not a curated record. Gene Ontology annotation, molecular function: protein binding. Bases 1 to 2577 code for a protein of 858 amino acids. The transcript has a single exon.